CAUUUUCAGGCAAGGAAACACCCCCUUGCUGCUGCAGGCGGGGCAUAGUUUGAAUUCAGGAAUUUGAAACAAAGCCUGUUACAAACUGCCCAGAGGGAGCCAUGGCUGCAGAGAACCCAGUGGAAAGGCUCCAGGAGGAAGCGACAUGUCCCGUCUGUCUGGAGUAUUUCACAGAACCUGUCAGUCUGGAGUGUGGGCACAAUUUCUGCCGAGCCUGCAUCGCUCAGUGCUGGGAGGGAUCCGAUACAGCCGCCUCCUGCCCUCAGUGCAGAGAAACUGUGCAACAGAGAAACCUCAGGCCCAACAGGCAGCUGGCAAGUAUCCUAGAACUCGUCAAGCAGUUGAGUUUACAGGCGGCAAAAGGAGCAGGAGGGGACAGGGUGUGUGAGAGACACCAGGAGGCUCUGAAACUGUUCUGUGAAGAGGAUCAAACCCCCAUCUGUGUGGUGUGCGACAGAUCCCGGGCUCACCGCGCUCACACGGUGGUUCCCAUAGAGGAGGCUGCCCAGGAGUACAUGGAAAGAAUCCAGGCCCAUUUGAAGACUCUGAGGGAAGAGAGAGAAAAGCUGCUGGGAUUGAAAGUGACUGGAGAGGGGAAUAGCCAGAAGUAUCUGAAACAAACACAAAUCGAGAGGCAGAAGAUUGUGUCUGAAUUUCAGCAACUGCAGCAGUUCCUGGAGGAACAAGAGCGACUCCUGCUGGCCCAGCUGGAGAAGCUGGACAAGGAGAUUGUGAGGAUCCAGAAUGAAAAUGUCAGUAAAUUCUCCGAGCAGAUUUCCCAUCUCAGUGAGCUGAUCAAUGAGAUGGAGGGGAAGUGUCGGAAGCCAGCGAGUGAAUUCCUACAGGAUGUCAGAACCACCUUGAGCAGGUGUGAGAAGGGGAAGAUCCAGCAGCCAGGGGAGAUUUCUCCUAAAUUGGAAGAGCGAGUCAGUGGUUUCUCCCAGAAAACGAUUGUGUUAAUGGAGAUUCUGGGGAAGUUCAAAGACACUCUGCCAUCUGAAUUGGAGAGAAAAAUGGGAGGAUCAUUUGGAGCACACAGACAGGAUUUCUUUUUCCCAAGAAUGUCUCCUUGGCCGGUGGUUUGCAGUGUGACUCUGGUGAUUUUGUUGGUGUUCAUCAGCCUUACCCCUUUUCUCUUCAAAUUAAGAGGGAAACAUCUCAACACUAUCAGUAAACUUCAAGUAGACCUAGAGUGGAGGAGAUCCCUAAGCAAUGCAGUGACUGUGACUCUGGAUCCAGACACGGCUCAUCCUAAACUCGUCCUGUCUGAGGGAGGGAAACAUGUGAGAUGGGGAUACAAAUGGCAGCGACUGCCGAACAACCCUGAGAGAUUUGACACUGAGCGCUGUGUGCUGGGCUGUGAGGGAUUCACCUCGGGGAGACAUUGCUGGGAGGUGGAGGUGAUGGAUGAGGGAUACUGGGCUGUGGGGGUGGCCAGAGAGUCUGUGAGGAGGAAGGGAGGGAUCAGCCAUAGCCCUGAGGGGGGGAUCUGGGCUGUGGAGCAAUGGAGGGAUCAGUUCCAGGCUCUCACCUCCCCUGAGACCCCCCUGCCCCUGAGCCGGGCCCCCAGCAGGAUCCGGGUUUGUCUGGACUGUGACCGGGGGCAGGUGACAUUUAUUGAUGCUGAUGACGAGGCCCCGAUCUUCACUUUCCCGCCGGGCUCCGUCCCUGGGGGGAGAAUCCGACCCUGGUUCUGGCUGGGGCCGGGAUCCCAGCUCAGACUGUGUCCCUGAGACAUGCAGCAGAGGAGAGAACCGGAAAUCAGCCUCUCUAGCCUCAUGAACCCUAGUCUCUAUGAUCUUGGAGGACUCCCAUCUGCCCAGCCCCUGGUGCCUCAUCUCUAUGGUCCCUGGAAGCUCCUCCCCCUCCCUGCAGUCCCAGGAGACAGGGGGAAGAACCCCUGGGGUUGCGGGGAGACAUGCUGGAUGGGGGUAGCACUAACAGCUGAGCAGGAGACAGGCAGAUGUGGGGGUGGCAGGGACACAGAAUUAAUCAAUCAGGGUUGGGGGAGCUGGGGAGAAGCUGGAAGAGCGGCAGCAGCAGGGAGCAUUUUGUGCAGAUCUGUGGAUUAGAUCUCACUGACGUAGCAAGAGGGGAAAGGAUAAUUAAUGGAGGGGAAUGAAUGGAGCAGCCAAGAGGGAUGAUCUGUGACAGGGAGGGGAGGAGAGUGAAAGAGACACAGGAAAAUAAACAGGGAUCACAAGUGAGGGCUAGAAAAAUGCUGAGUAGAAAAGGACAGUGAGGGAGGAGGAAGAGGGGGGAAAGAAAAGGGAGAACAAAAGGGAACAUGAGCAGGAUGGAGAGAUUUAUUACUGAAAGUGAGACUGUGACUCAUUAAUUUCCUAUAUUAAUUCCUGGACAUUGGUGCUAUUUUAGUGCCGUUAAGCAAACUGCUCUGAGUAGCUGGGGGUCUCCUUACAAUAUGCUGUGGUCAUUAAACUCUCUUAGCUCCUUUUACUUUCCUGCUUUCCACCUACUUACUGUAAAAUA
Mauremys reevesii (Reeves's turtle) is the source of this 2490-nucleotide messenger RNA. Its product is annotated as zinc finger protein RFP-like. Gene Ontology annotation, molecular function: protein binding; zinc ion binding. The transcript is spliced from 11 exons. NCBI's taxonomy places the organism in Eukaryota, Metazoa, Chordata, Testudines, Geoemydidae. Bases 102 to 1733 code for a protein of 543 amino acids. The record is from RefSeq and is a predicted model, not a curated record.